Molecule: messenger RNA, 3453 nt
Organism: Neocloeon triangulifer
Lineage: Eukaryota; Metazoa; Arthropoda; Insecta; Ephemeroptera; Baetidae
Exons: 4
Coding region: 502-2865 (787 amino acids)
Source: RefSeq, a predicted model, not a curated record
UUCAAAACAAAACAAGUAAACAAACAAUGCUUGUCUUGGGAUCUUGGGUCAACAAUUGCGACGUUUUAAGCUGAUCUUGAGAGUUCACGGUCACAGGUCGAAGCUGAGAUGAACGCAAAAAAAAACUCUCGAUCUCACGUACCGGAUCAAUUAUUACUUCCCACAUUCUGCAGAUUUCAUUCCAAAGUGGAUAUCAAGACGGUGGACGAAAGGGAUGAGGAACGAAAUGCCGCUGCUGAAGGCCAACUCGGAAUUGGUGUCAAAACAAACGAUGACAAAAAUCAUACAAUCAAGAAAUUUGAACCAAAUAUCUACUGUUCCUGCAAGAUGGAACCGUUUGAAAAGUAUCUCGUCCAUCUGCCGGACUUUCCGUGGGACAAAAGCGACCCCAAUCGUGCCAGAGCUGCCACGGAAGGAGCACAGUUACCAUGCCGCAUCUUACUUCCUCGACAAAUUUUUUUUCAUCGAUGAACUGCACAAGCCCCUGUGCGCAGCCCUGCAAUGGCGACACCUGAGCUGCUGGACACGGAAUUCUACGACUGCAGUCUCUGGUUCUCCGCAGAGGCCAGCAAGGACGAGGAAGGUCGGCUGUUCGACCUCACCAGGGCAAUCCGCCUGGUCUUCCUAAUGGAAAACGCAGGACUUUCCUUUUGGAAUGUGCUGGACGAGGCUGUCCAGAAAAGAGACAAACCCUUGUUGGUCGACUGCACUUAUUUUGUCGCCAAUUACUCUAUCGAAGAGGUUGCUGCCCACAGGACUAAGAACCCUCCAAAGGAAGAUUGGAAACCUGAAGAAUUUCUGCUCAACCCGGGAGUUCUGUGGCAGCUCCACUGCAACCCUGUCCUGUUCAACCAGUGGCUCAUGACCGCCCUCUUUGCCGUCCUCAACAUUGAAAGGAUCCGCACAGCCCUUCUCAGGUACCUGCCCAUCCCUGAGAAGGUAGCACCGGUUGUCCGAGACCUGCUGGUGUUCACCAGAGAUUUGCACAAAAGGCUCAACUACGGGUUUUUGCUCCUCGGCCAGCAAAUCAAAAUUUAUCCGCGGAAAGACGAGCAACUGACCAAACUGAUUAUGGAGGACGUGGUUGCACCUUGCGUGGCCGCCCUCAAGGUCAUCUUGGAGAACAAGCACUACACAAUGGUCUAUAAUAUGUUGAAAGUUGCUAUCUUUCCUGGAAGUGAAUUGGGAAAAAGAGGAAUUUACAUGGACCCUGGAAACUAUUCCCUGGACUCGGAGAACGAAAACUUUGACUUCGUUUACUCUCUCAAGUACUGGGUUGCUGAGGCGCCCAGGAAUUGCUUCGGUGACCUCAAGACCAAAAUCGAGGAUGUCAAGAAGAAAAUAAACGAGAGCAAGAAAUUCCCUUUUCUAGAGAAAUUGCCGAUCGUCAUCAGUGACUUGGACAAAGCUGCAACAAAAUGGCACAGAAUUGCAACUCUAUACCAACUUAAUAUUGACUGCAAAGAUGAAAUAGAAGACAGUGACCGAUUCAAAGCAUACCUGACUAAUUUGCAAGAAAACACGAAGAUGAUCUGCUGGAUUCUGGAAUCCACCGGUCUGGAUAGUAGUUGCAUCCUGACUUUGUUGACUGAGGAGCAACUAAUAUUGCUGAAUCAUGUUGAAGCAAGGAUUAUGGUCACAGAAGAUAAACUUGACUACUUGAAAACCCAGAUGGAAUGCACCCCUGAGCUUAAACAGAAGGCCAUUUUGAACAUUGAAAAGUUGGGAGAAAACCUUUUUCAAAAUGCGGCAGCCGAGCAUUUGAAGGAGUGGGAUGGACACAGCUUCAUCCCCACUGGGUAUGUCCAAAUGCUUGACCAGCAGGCUCGACUGCAAAACCCAAUUGAGGAACAAGUGUUUCAACUGGCAAAGCAGAUGGUCUAUUCGGAGCCCAAGUACCCAGACUGGGCCUUUGUCUAUUUCAUCCUGCCACCAUUUGUGACCUGCUUCCGUCAGAAACCCUCUCAACUGUCCGAGUUCUUCCUGGAGGAGCUGCUUUCUCUCCUCAACAAAGAUCUCGACGCUUGGAGGUCGGUGCUAGAAUUUUCUGUCACCAACAGAAACCUGUCCGGAGACUACGUCACGUCCCUCCUUGCCCAGAGGAAUACUUUGCUGGAAAAAAUCUGCAAAAUCUUGGCCAGAAAGUUUGGAAACACCUGCGCUCCCAUCUUGAAAUUGAGCAGCAAGCUCUUGGACGUUGAGGCUGAAAAAGCCGCCUCCAAGCACCCCACUCUGCACCAAACCUUUUCCACUUGGACAGGUCGAGGCGCCACCUGGAUCGACAUGAUGAGUUUUGCGCUGACUGAGGCUGCCGCCAGAUUCGCGCCAGAUCCACAGUUGCAGCUCAAAAGUCUGUUGCUGGCAAUUUUCUGCAUGGUCGAUCUGGUGUGCUUGAACGAGUCGAAAUCGGCCAAGCACGAAGCCCAGCGAGAUGACCUGCUCGCGCGCCUCCACGCGACCCUGGACCCGGCCUAUGCGGAGUUGAUGGGAGAAAAGCAAGUUCCAAACAAGAAGAGCAAACUGGACGCCACCGUUUGGCAAAGGCUCGGUGUCGUCGUCCACCUGCUUUACGAGAUGUGCAAGGUUGCGCAGGUGCCGCAGAACUUCACCCCACCCCCCAACUACCCUGAGGACUCAAAAGUCAUCAUCAAGCAUUUUAUUCAGAAGGACCUGUCCAGGUUGAGGAAUGCGGUCGUCGCCCUGUGCCUCGGCCUGAAUCGUCAGGACCGAACUUCGACCCCGACGCAGGUCAUGAAGGAAUUUCCUGGAAAUCUGUUUCACCCUUACCUGUGGAGGAUCAAGAAGGGCAGGAUCAGGAGCUGGGAGGAGGACCUGCUGCUGCCGGUCAAGCACUGUCGCUUCUGAGGCAAAUUUGACGACGCGGCCGAUCUGGUCAUGUGCAGCGCUUGCCAGGACGAUGACGAGUACCCUGACGUGACCUGGUUCUGCGGGGUCGAGUGCGAGGCCGGCGCCAUGGAAAAGACUCAACACUUGGAAGAGCACGACACACAUUUGGUCGACAAGAUCAGUUUUUAGAUUGGAUCUUCAAAACAUUUUUUCUAUAUUUUUCUAUGCUCAAAAGCAAUUUAUUGAAUUAUUAUUAUCAAAAGAAUUAAACUUAAAAGUUUUUGCGUUGCAUUAUCACGGUUCUGGUUUAAAACUGGAUUGUGCGUAAAAGGAGUUUAAUCAAUUACUCACAAAUCUUUGCAUAUCUAUUUAUUCAUCAAAGACUAAUUGAAAAAUAAAUGAGUAACUUUAUAACCAUAUUAAUAAUUUAAUAAGUCAGUACCUUUAUUAAUAACCCAUAGAGCACUUUUCUUGUCUCUUCUAAUUUGCGAACCUGGCCAAGGAUGGUCUUCUUGACCCGGCAGGACACAUCAGAUAAACGGGUCACAUGUUUUACUGAUUGCAGGUAGCUUGACAAAAGCUUCAAAGUGACAAAACUGCCUUUUG